This is a messenger RNA of Cinara cedri, 12671 nucleotides long. NCBI's taxonomy places the organism in Eukaryota, Metazoa, Arthropoda, Insecta, Hemiptera, Aphididae. The record is from the annotation of a GenBank genome assembly.
CACAGUGGCAUUAUAUAGGCCACAUAGAAUAUAGAAUAUAAUGAUAUAAUAUGCUAAAUAUUGUAUUAUUAUUUAUUAUUAUGAUUCUGCAGUGAAUUCAUGAUUAGUGAUCUAUUCAUUAUCAUUUUACCUAUUUGAAAUGCGUACGGGAGUAUGGGACAAAAUAAAUAAUAAAUAGGUUUAAUAAUAACGUCAGCUUAAAAGAGAUAGUUGUCUGUAUCACAAUAACAAUAAAAAAUAAUUAUUACCGUCGGUGCAUUAUAGGUUUUCUCCUCUGCUUCUAUUAAAUUCAUUCUAACUAUUAACUUAUAUUGUAUUUUUUUGAACUCUGGCUCUAAUAAACCACAUCAUUUUUGGUACAUUUUUUACUGUACCGAUUGUUUAAUCCUCAGUGUUUAACAUUCCUUAUAAUGAUUUAUUUGUUUUACCCUUAUAGCAAUAAUGUUGUAAAUUUCAAUUGUGGAAUUAUCAUUGUCUAUUAGAAGUAUGAAUUUACAACUAAUGCAUUGUUUUUUGCGUAUAUGCGGAUUUUUAAUCGUGCAGUAUUGACUUUGAAUUUUUCGUUUAGCAUAUAAAAUGGCCCUGGACAACUGUGAAGAGCUCCUGUACGAUCAAGCUUGCUUACAAGUACAGGCCUUCAAUUCACCAAACAUUUCGCUAUGGACACAGGUCGAAGAAUGUUACAAAGUGAGUGAAAACAUAGAUUGGAUUUUAAGGUAUUGUCAAAUUAUUAUUAUUUUUUUUUUUUAAUCAGUGCCAUUACUCUGAAUUUGGGGUUCUAAGGGUUAAAAAAUGCUAUAUCUGAGUUUUUUUAUAUUAAUAUGGGUACUUUCUGGAGUUGUGAUGCAUUUCAACAUUUACUAUUAUCUUUAUAAAAAUUAAAAAUAAUAUUUAGGUAAAUUGCAAUUUAUUAAUUUAAUAAUGUUCCAAAAUACAACAACAUUUUUAAGUAGAUCUUCAUAAAACAAAUUAUUCUAAAUAGGUUAACCAGUAGGAACCUAUAUUGACAAUAAUUAACAGUAUUUCCAAAUUGCUUAGUAACAUUUGCCAAGUUUUUCUUUACUAGUAGGUACUUAUCCACUUAAAGUAAAAUAAUAUUAAUAGUACUUAUAUGUUUAGUUCUAGGUUAAUUUUUUUACAAUUAUUUUAUACAUUUUUUGUGUUCUUAUAUGUACAAAAUAAAAAAUAAAAUAAUUAUAUUAAUAUUCAAUAUACAUACACCUAUGUGGGUUAUUAAUGAUAAACUAGUCAAACUAGAUAAAACAUUUUAAAUUAAUGGGAUGUGUAAUUUGUGCCUACUUCUUUAAAGUUAAAAAUAAACCUAUUUUAGUAAUAUUUAUUCAUUUUUACUUUUUUUUAUUCCUAGUGCGAUUUACUGAAAGAAAAAAAUAUAACUAGCAAUGGAGUCACAAAAAUCAGAUUAAAGACAAUUUAUAGUCUUUGGCUUGAUUUGACUAAUGACAGUAGCCAUAAUAAUUGCAGGUUGUUUGUUAUUAUUAUUAUUUUUACUUGUUACAUUUAAUUUAAUUAUACAUGUUUGUUUUAAAUACAGAAAACUUUUUACUUUUGAAGAACAUGGUGUGUAUCAGUGGAAUAUUACAAACAAUAUUAACUGUUCACAAAUUGAACAAAUAUCAACUCCUCAAAACUUUUUUAUGCGUAAGUGGUUAAUUUUAUUUUCCAUUGUAAACUUAGGUAAUCUAGUUGUGAACUUUAUUUUGGAAACUUGAUAAAUUGACUUGUAUAGGUAAUUAAUUUUCGAAGUUGUUUAUAUUAGUAUAUCAUAAACCUUAGAGAUUAAAUUUUUGUUUAAUAAUGAAAUUAAUAUCUUGAGUUUGAGAUAUGUAAUACACUAUUAUGGCUUAUUAUGCCUUUUUAUUAAAAAUAUUAUAAUUAUAGCUUCGUGUUCAACACUAAAAAAUAUAUUGAAAAAUGUGAUGGCAUGUACAUAUUAGAUAUUUAAGAAAUCAUACAGGAUGAUUCACUAAGUGUGCUCACUCUUUUUUUUGGUUAAAUUAUGCUUAUCAAAAAUUAGAAGUUUAACGAUUCUUAAAAUUUUUAAAUGUAGUGAAGACCAAUAUUUUUGAAUACUUAGAUUUUUCACAACAUUUAAGUAGUUUCCUGUGGCGAUACCAACUUUGAUUUUUAAAAUGAAAACCUUUAGUUAGAGAGAGUAGUUGAGUACUAUCAAAACACAGUGUGCCGUGUCCCCAUACAAAUGAUACUCCACUACUCUCCCCUUGCUUACACUUAAAAGUGAAAUAUCUUAUCAGUGGGUUGACCGAAAUCAAAAAUUUAACACAAUCAUUUAUUUAAGGUAAUACGCAGUCUAUUAAUGGAAUGUUUAAUAUAGGUUCUCAUUUGAAAAAACGAAAUUUGGUAUCACAAGAUAUAUCGGCUUUAACUACACUUAAAAAUUCCAUAAAUCAGAAUUUGAAUAUAUGCAAAAUUUAACCAAAAAAAAUGGAGUGAACACGCUUAGUGAAUCAGUGUAUAAUGUAAGAGUGAUUGGUAGUUCUUAUGAAUCAUUAGCAUUAUACACUUGCACUAUUUCUCAUAAUCUUAUACUUAGAAGAACAAUAACUCAUUUUUGUUAUUUGUAUAAUAAUUUAUUUUUUAUUAAAACUUAUAAUUAAAGGUAUAAAUCUAGUUUACGAUCCAAGCUCGUUUUUCAAAUUUUUUUUUUUUUUUUUCCAAAAUGUGAUUUUUCAUGCUUAAUCCAUUGAUAUAAUUAAAACAUACACAUCAUACUUACUUUUAUAGUUAUUGUACAUUAACUUGAAAAAUAGAAUUUUGGGAAUUAAUCCAAAAUGCGAUAAAAAAAAAACAUUUUUGAACUUCAUGAAGUUUUCCCUUAUAACUUCCAAACAAAGGUUUGUUUUCUUAGAUUCUUAAUGUAAAAAUGUAAUGGCAAAAACACACAUUUUGAAAAAAAUUUGAAAAACAAACUUUGGUCGUAAAAACUAGAUUUGUUCCUAAGUAAAUAAUUGUGUACAUGCCUUAUAAGUGCAUUUAUAAUUUAUAUCUUUAAUAAUCAUUUGAAUGAUUUUAUUGUUAAAAAACAAACAUACUUCGCACGAAGGGCGGACCAUUAUUCUAGGUGAGAAAUUGGUAAGGUAGGAUACAGAGGGGAAUUUAAUGUAUAUCUGUACACAAUAAUUAAUCAUUGCUAAUAAAGAACAAUUCUGAGCAGAGUUUGAUGAUACAUGCUUUGAAAGAUCAUAAUAUUUAUAAUUUUCAUCAACAAUAAAUGUUAAAAUUCUUAUAAAAAAAUUUUACAUUACACUCAAUUUUUUUUUUACCACAAAGUUUAAUUUAUAAUGAACCUCCUGUUAAAUUUUCAAGUAUUUCUGUUUGGUAUAACAAUUUUAUCUAAAGAAUACCUAUCAAAUAAAUAUUAUGUAAAAACUUGCAAAAUUAAAAUGGCAUUUAUAGAGAAAUGGCUCAAAUGUUUUUAAAAUUUAAUAUGUCUAUAAAAGGCAAAUGUAAUGUUUUUAUCAAAAUGUCAAGUUUUCAUAAACAUUUUUAACUGAAUCAUAACAAAAAAACUAAAUUGAAAUUUAUAAAAGUAUUUUUUUCGUAAAUAUUCCCUUUUUUUCUACAAUUUUUCCUGGUUUUUUUUAAAAUUAUUUUUAAAAUGCUUGGAAAAUUAAAAAUUAAUCUCCCUAAAGUACCACAUGUGGACAAUUUCCUUUUAGAAAACAUACUACACUUAAGAAAAUCGGAGUAAAAAUUAUAACCAUCAUGGUAAAACAAUCCAUUUCUCACUUCACUCAGAAUCUAAAACAUGACUUAAAUUUUUAUUUUUUUUUUAGCAUUUGUAUAUGCAUUAUUGCUAAUUAUACCAUCAUUUGCUGUUUGGUUUUUCAUCAGUUAUUUGCAAAGGACUAAUGUAGUACCAUCUGUGUUCAGAUUUGCAUCAAAGACAGAUUUGGAUAUUGAAAAUGUAAUGUAUAUUUACUUUUAAAAAUUCAUAGGGUUCUGUGUACUUAUAUUUGUAUGAACUAUGAACAAUUGUUUCAGACGGCCUCUAGCCGUGAUGUACCAAUAGUUGAUGGUUCUGAUGUCGAAUUAAAAAGCUCGGUUUGAUUUAAUAUUUCAUGAUUUAAUUACUAAUUUAAAAUUAUACAAUUGAUAAAUUUUUCUUAUUAAUUGGUGUUUGGAAUAAUUUAAAUACUAAUUUACUUAAAUGUUUUAAUUUUCUCAUAUUCAUGAGGUGUACAUAUACUAAUAGAUAGUUAUUUUUUAUUUUAAGUAAUAAUAAGGAAUUCUAUAUUUUAUAAAAAUGUCUAUUAAAAACCUACCAUUAAUUAUUGAUAUUAAUUAGGCAUUAAAGUCAGUUAAAUAUAAUUUGGAUAACUAAAUAAAAUAUAAAAUAUUUAUAAAUUUAAUAAUGUAUCACUAAUAUAAAAUUAUACUUAUAUUUUUGUGUCAUACUAAAAAUUUUUUUUUUCUAAGUAUUAAUAAUUAUAAUAAUAUUUAUUGAAUUUGCAACUAUACAAAAUAACAAUAAAAUUACAUAAAUUAUAAUCAAAGAGUCAAUCACUUCUAAGCCAAUGAUUGUGUAGAGAUGGGAGUACAAUUAUUAGGCAAAUUUAAAUUAAUAAGAUAUGUAGGACAAAAUUAAAUGACAUAAUAUAACAACAAAUAGUAAAACCUUAUAUAAUAUAAUGUAGAUGACUAUGCAAAAAAUCAAAAUAUCAAGACCAUAUCACAUAUUACUAAAAAUAAUAGCAGCAACACAUUUUUUAUAAAGACUCAGAUCAUAAAAGUCCAAACUAUGAACAUUCCAAUUAAUACAAAAUUUCACAAAUACAUAAUAUGGUCCAGACUAAUCAAAUGUUGUUCUUAACUUAGGAAUACAUAAAUUAACAUUAUUUCUAAAAUGAUUAUUAUGAAUAUAGACAGUUAAAGUUACAGUAUUUUUAUGCUUAAAUAUUAAUGUACAAACAUGAUAUAAAUGAAUUAAAGUAAGAAUAAAAAAAAUUUAAUUUUUUUAUAUAAUGAAAUAGUAGAGUGGAAUCUUGGCUUAUUAAAUAAAUACUUUAUUAACAAAUUUAAUGUGGUCUCUAAUUUAAUUAUAUGUGUUUUAUAAGCAGCACUCAAUAAAAUAAUUAAAUAAGAUUCAAUUGGUUGCUUUUUAUAUCGUUUGUUUCAGACUAUCUUACAUGAUAUUUUUAAGUGGCUUAAAUACGAUUAUACGAUUAAAAAACGAUUAUUAUCUAACUAGGAUUUAACUUUAUUAAGACCUACAUUAACUUUAUUUCUAACAUUAUUAACACAAUCACUAAUAAAUAUGAUUGUUGUAUCAUCUGUAACAAUAUUUCAGCAUCAAUGUUUUGGUUAAGAAGUCCAUUAAUAUAAAUAAUAAAAAUAAAGAACCUAAUAUGGUUCCUUAGAGCACAGAAUAUUUUAUAAGUAACUCAUUACUAAAUAUAAUGUUCAAUUUAAUUAACCCUCUAAUAUUUAUUGGUAAGGAAUGACUUAAAUAAAUUUAAUUCAAAACCUCAUACUCCCAGUAGUAUUCUAGGUUUAUAAUUAAAAUAUCAUGAUCAAUCGAAUCAAAAUGCUUUUUAAAGUCUAGAAAUACACCAAUAUUUUUUUUUUUAAAUCUAAUUUGUCAUAAAUAAUUUUUGUAGAAUAAUAAAGUGUGUCAUUGAAAAAUUCCUAAAUCCAAAUUGAUUUUUAUUAACAAAAUUAUUUUUAGUUGAAAACUUUGUUAAUCUUACUUUGACAUAUUUUUCAAGAAUUUUAGUUAUAGUCAACAUUAAAGUUAUUGGUAUAUAAUUUGUACAAUUUUUAAUAUUUGAGUUUUUCGAAAGUGGUAUAACUAUUGUUUUUUUGUAACUCAAAGGAAAUUCUCCGGCUGAUAAGCAUUUGUUAAAUAUAACUGAUAGUGGUAGUGAUAUAUAAUUAAACUUUUUUUUUAAUACCAUGUUAGACACAGCUCUUUUAUACAAUGGGAGAUAGUCUUUACAUUUAUCAAUGAAAUAAGUUAUUUCAUUUGGCUCAAUUGGACCAAAAAAAUUGAGCUCUUAAUAUAGCAAUUGUGAUUGAGUUCAUUCCAGCCUAUAGGUUUAGAAUUAUCUAAAUUUUUACUUUUAGAAAUAUUUAUCUCUACAUUAAUAAAAAAAUUAUAAAAUAUAUUAGCAAUCUUAUUCUUGUCUGUAAUAAUAUUAUUACCAGUCUCAUUGAGUACCUACUUCAGUUAUGUUUGAAUCUUAAUUAGUUUUUGUAUUAGAUGCCUCUUUAACACACUUCCAUAUCUUUUUUGAACUGUUACCAGCUUUAAUAAUUUUGUUAAGUUAAUACUUUUUUUAGCAUCUUAAAUCAAUUUAUUUAAUAAAUUCUUGUAAGAGAUAUAAUCAUAUUUAAAAUGUAACAUUAAAUGGUUGCUCAACAGAUUUACUAUACAUUUUUUCUCUCACUUUAAUUGAGGUUACAAGGCCUGCUGAAAUUCAGUUUACAAUUUUUUUCAUAUUACAGUUAUGAUUGAUAACACUUGAAGAUAUUUUUAUUAAAUCAUUAAUUUUGUCAUUAAAUAUAUCAACUGUCUGUGUAAUGUUUUUAUUUUCUAAUAAAUAAAUCCAAUACUCUUUUUUUAUUAAAAUAUUUAAAUGUCAAUGAUCUACUCCAACAUAACCUGAGUUUACAUCAUUAUUAAUAUAUUUAUUUUCUAUUUUUAGAUUGUCUGUAUUAACAUUUAGAAUUAAACUCAUAUGAUCAGUUAUACUACUUUGAAGGACAUAUGAUUUAACAUUGUAAUUAUGCAAAUUUUUUAUGAGUAGAUGAUCUAUACAUGAUCUGGAUAGAUUUUGUAUUCUAGUAUAAAGAUUAAAAGUCGAGUGAAAUCCAAAACUUGCGAAUGCAUUUAAAUACUCAAUAGAUACCAAAUUUUUACUUAAUAAAAUUAUAUAUUUAAGGAUAUAACUGAAAGAUAUUGAUUUAAAACAACAAAAAUUCUCCAGAAAUACAACUUGGAGACCUAUAUAUCAUGAUUAGGUAAAACAAACAUUUAUCAUUAGAAAUAGAUAUUUCCAAAGAGUUACAUCCUAGUAACAUAUUUUUAUUAAAAUUGAUAUACCAUCAGCUUUAUUAGUAAUACAAAUAGAAUUAGUUAAAGUGUACCUGUUAAUUGAAAAAUGAAUAUUUAGGAUAAGCCAAGUUUCACUCAAUACUAUUACAUCUAAUUCAUGACUAAUUGUAUUUAAUAAUAUUAAUAGUUCAUCAUAUUUGCUUUGAAGCUUCUAAUUUUCAUUAUAAAUACGGAAAAGUUAUGUUUAUAAAAAACUGUAUCAUCUAAACUAUUUUUAUAUUUUGAUAAAAACGACUUGAUAUUAUUAAUUUCUUUUUUAUUAUAUCCAAAUUGUUGCAUAUUAUAAAAUAAAUAAUUUGAACCUAUAUAUUGACGGUGUUUUGUUAAAAGGGCAUCUAUCAAAUUUCAUCUUAUUUCAGGAAGCCAAAAAAAAAAAAACAGUUUUUAAUUAUAUAUACUUUGGGAAACAAUAAAAUUACUUGUUCACAGAAUAACUUGUACACAAAGUAUAUGUAUACUGAAUGUGAUAUUACACCCUUUUAACAAAUCAGUGUUUAUGUAAUUAUAUUUUAAAAGGGCAUCUGGAUAUCUUUUAAUUGACAUUACCUACUUAAUUUUCUGUAUUUAAAUACACCCUUUUACUAGUUUAUGUUUUUAAUUUUUCUGAUUAUGUGAUACCAAGAAUUUAUUUUUCGAUUUUUAGUGGUAUACACCCUAUUAAUAAAACACCACCGAUAUUAUAAACUAUAAAUUGAUCAAUACAUUUUAUUUUUUUUUUAAUAGUAAAUUUUAAUAAAAUUAACUUCAGAUUAAAAAUAAUAAUAAUAAUUAUAUUAUUAUAAUAUUUAUUAAUUAAUAAAAUAAUAAUUUAUAGUAAUUUAUGUAUAUAUAUUUUUAACAUUUCAGGAUUUUGGAACUGGUUCAAAUGAACCAGUUAUUAUUCACCCACAAAUUCCUACUCCAGUCAAAAAUAGUAGUUAUCGAAUCACAUCAUUAGAUGCAUUCAGAGGGUAAUAAUUUAAAUUUUAAAAUUAAAAAUAAGUUUAUUCAAUAUUAAGAAAUUAUUAUCCCCUUAAACAUAAGAACUUAAGAAAUAGAAACAAAUAUUUAAGUUUGUUUCCAAUGUAGCAAUAUACAUAUACAUAUGUAUACUCAACUUUAAUAGGUUUUAUUUAAAUACUUUUACGGUUUAAAUUUUUAGUCAUUAAUGUAUAAUAUACAUAUUUAUACAAAAUUACAAUCUGUACAAAUAUUGCUAUUACCCUGGAGUUGUGCAUUGAUUAAAUAUAGUAAUUAUUUAAUAGUUUGAAUACAUAAAUAUGUGUAAAACUUAGUCAUCUACAAUAAGCUCAGUUCAUUCUUGUUUAUAGAGAAAUUGUAAUGUUGAAACAAUUAUAAAAUCAAAAAUAUUAGUUAAUACAUUUUGAUUAAUCUAUUAUGUUAUUUUUAUUAUAGGAUAUCCAUUAUACUGAUGGUAUUUGUCAAUUUAGGUGGUGGCCAUUAUUGGUUCUUUGAACAUGCUCCAUGGAAUGGUAUUACAUUAGCAGACUUCAUAUUGCCAUGGUAUACAAAAUUGAAAAUAAGAAUAACUUAUUUUAGAGUCUGUUGUUUAGACCAUUGUUUUAAAUUUGAAUAUAUAUGCUAACUAAAAUAAUCGUUUUUCUGUUAUUAGGUUUUGUUGGGUUAUGGGAGUAAGCAUAGCAAUAUCAUUACGAUCUCAACUUCGUUCAAGUACUAAAAGAAAAUAUGUUUUUGGUCGUGUUGUUCGAAGGUCAAUUGUCCUAUUGAUUAUGGGUUUAGUACUAAAUUCAGUAAACGCAAAUAAUUUAACCACAUUUAGACCAAUGGGGGUUUUACAAAGACUAGCUUUCAUAUAUUUUAUAGCGGCAACAUUGGAAACUAUUUUCAUGAAACCACAGCCUUAUUUUACGGUAAUUUUUUUUCUAUUACAGAACAUAAAAACUAAUGAGAUUAGAUGACAAUAUAAACUCCAGUGGUCAGGUUAAAAUUUUGUAAUCAAAAAUUGUUUUUAAAAAAAAAAAUGCCAUGUUAAAAGUUACAACUAUUUAAAUAAAUCAACAAUUAAUAUGACUGUAAACACUGUUUGUUGCGUAAAACCAUUUAAAAAAAAACUUACAUACUGCCCUCGGAAAUAUUAUCAUCUUUAAACGUUAUUUGUGUUUAAAUACUAAUAUUACAACCUAAACACCUCAAUUUAUGUUCUAAGUAAUGUAAUUUUGCUAUGUUGCCCAUUAACAUGUAGACAGUAAAUUAUAAUGGUGCUAAUUCUCUAACAUACUUUAUAUUUUAAAAAUAAUUUUGUACAUUUUUCUUAGAAUACAAAAUUGGAUAUAAUCAGAGAUAUAAUUGAAAGUGCUCCACAAUGGUUUAUAGUAAUUAUUUUAGUGGCUAUUCAUUCUAUAAUAACUUUCCAUUUCCCUGUACCUGGUUGCCCUAAAGGGUAUUUGGGACCCGGAGGCCUGUACAAUAAAUCGUCAAAUGUCAAUUGUACAGGUGGUGCAGCCGGAUAUAUUGAUAGACUAGUGUUUGGUGAACGUCAUAUGUAUUCUGGUACGUCUAAAUCUGUUUAUCAGUCCCUACCAUUUGACCCUGAAGGUAGGUACAAAGAAUUUAAUUUUUUACAAAAUUACAUUUCUAGCAUAUUAUUAAUCAUUUUUUUAAUUUCAGGUAUUUUAAGCACUUUAACAAAUAUUUUACUUGUGUACAUGGGAGUACAUGCUGGUCGCAUUAUUUUAUGUUAUCAGUAUACAAAUGAACGGAUUAAACGUUGGAUCGCAUGGACAAUUAUACCUGUAAGUAUAAUAGUAUUUCUAAUAACAUUCUUAAUUAUAGUAUAAAGGCUGUAACACGAAGAUCUGAAAUAACAUCUGUUCUAAUUAUUAUUUUUAAGCUUUUUCAUUUGCAAAUGUUAUUAGUAUUUUUGGUUUGGUUUUACAGCCAAUUGUAUGGCUCACAGAGAUUACAUAUUAAAGAAAAGCAGAUGGGGAUCUAACAACACCUUGCAGUCAAAUUUUGAUAUUGGCAACCAUUUUGUACUAGAAUUAAUGCAAACAAAAAAAAUUGAUAUCUUAACAUUCCAUUUUGUUACUUGAUAUAAGAAACUAAUAUGUUAAAUUUGGUCACGAUAAUUCACCCCAUUCACUUGUCACCUGAGGGUUGAAAAAAUAUCAAAGGAUUAGUUUUAUUGGCUUUUUCAAUUUAUUUCAAAAUCUAUAUAAUGUAAAGGUAACAAAAUGGGGUGAAGGUCAGAAGUCAAAGAUAUUAAUUUUUAUUUCGUCUACGGGUAUACGGUCUGGGAGCAUAUAAUAAUUGUACACGUGCCUGGUUUCUGAGUAUGCAACACCACUACUCAUCGACCGCCCUUUCGAUCUGUUGUGUAUAUAUGUAAAUAGCAACUCUAAGAAAGUGGAUAUGGUCGCUGAGCAAAACCUUUGAAUGAUAGUGUGCAGUGGGUGUGUAUGUGUGUAUACUUGUAGUUGUGUACCUUAAAACUAUGUUAACAAAGGAACAAAUAAAAAUAAAUGGUAAUCAGAUUGUUGUGGUGGUAAUAAAUUGUAAAAUAAUAAAGUAAAAACAAAAUUCUCAAAAUGGUUAAUACUCGUAAAUAACUAUAUAAAUAAAAUUAAAAAAUUAAUAUUUUCUGGAGUAUUAGAUUAUUAUGAUAAGUGUAUUAUAAUAUUGAGUAGAAUUUUACAUUUUGACUAUGAUAUACCUGAUGAUGAAUUUUUAAUUCGAAACCGGUUGUAUAAUACACUCAUCAUAAUACUCCAGGCGAUGCAUUUCUAAUAAGAAUGUUAAUCCAAGCAUUGAAGAACAGUAGGAUUGGUAUCACUGGUUUCUAUGACUUCUUCUGAUUACAUCUGUGUUUAUAGAUUCUCUAUGAACUUCUUCGUUUGAUUUUACUAAUAUUUUUUUAAUUCAUGUCUUUCAUGUUUGGUUAUUUUGUAAUGAAUCCAAAAUAUCCAAAAGAAGAGACUUAAUGAGCUUUUUUUAGAAGGAGGGGUUGACUCUAACCAAUAAGUCCCAGAAAAACCUGAAUUUGAAUUUGGUUUUGAUUUUCAACAUCCUCAUGAGUCAUGUAAAAUACUGCACUACUCUACCAUUUAAAUGUCUGUCUUAACAAUGGAAACCCCUCCCCUCAUAGCUCUUCUUUUGGAUACAUUACAAAAUCCCUAAACACAAAAACCAUGUGUUACAAAAAUAUUAGUGAAAUGAAAACUAAGAAGUUAGUAGAAAAUCUAGCAACAGGUGUGCUUAUAAAACACCAUAAAAGCCAGUGAUAUCAAUCCUACUGCUUUUAAAUGCUUGGUUUACGAAUAAUACUACUAGUCUACUUUUGAUUAGCUCUACUUGUAUAUAUUUAUAUAUUCCAUAUAAACAUAGUUUGGUUUUAUUAUUUAAAAAAAAUGUUAAUCUAAUAAGGUAAAUCAAUUCUUUUUUAUCAGUUUAAAUUGUUUUACUUUGGUUUGUGUUGAGAUUUUUGUAGUUUUGUGUAAUAGUCAAUAACAAUGAAAAUAGGUAAUAUAAAAGUAUUAUUAUAUAUUUUUUUUUUUUUUAGGGUCUAAUUGGAGGUAUUUUGUGUAAUUUUUCUAAAGAAGAUGGUUUUAUACCAAUAAAUAAAAAUUUAUUUUCUUUAUCAUAUGUAUUUAUUACUGGAUGUUCUGCAUUCUUAUUAUUCAUAAUACUGUUUCUAAUUAUUGAACAUUGGCGGCUAUGGAGUGGAUCACCAUUCUGCGAGAUUGGUGAGUUUAAAAUUUGAAAUAAUAAAAUAUAUUCAAAAUUUAAAUUAAUUUCGUUUUACCAGGUCAAAAUUCAAUUUUAUUAUAUCUUGGACACAAUAUAUUUUACAAUACACUUCCAUGGAGGUGGCAACCAGUAAACGAAACUUCCCAUACAGAACAAUUAGUUAUGGAUUGUUGGGCAACAAUUUUUUGGUGUGCCAUUGCAUUAGUGAUGUACAAAAAAAAUAUAUUUAUUGUAGUAUAAUUAGUAAAUAUAAUAAUGAUAAUUUUUUUCAUUUGCAAUAUCAGCUAAAUUGUUACUUAUAAUGACUUAAUGGAACAAAGUACUUUCAUUAUUGUCCAAAAAAUGAAAUUUAAACUGUUAUAAUAUCAAAACAUUUGGUUUAAAUCAAUUUAAAAACUUUACCACAACUAAAAUUAUUUUUAUUAAUAAUUUAAUAUUUAAGUAUUAUAGAAUGUAAAAAUGUGUUUUUUGAACAUUAAAAAUUGUACUAAUAAUUAAAGAAAAUAAAUUUCAGGGUUUCUGAUAAACUUCCAUUCAAAUUAUUUUAUUAUUAGGUAAGAUUUAUUCAACUUGAUAAUGUAUUAAAGUACUUAAUUAUAUUAUUUUUAUAUUAUUAUUUUACCCAAUGCUCAUUAUAAAGUAUUUAUUUUAUUUUUAUUAUUGUAAUCAUUUUAUAUUAAAAUGUUUAAUACAUUUUAUAUCUUUUUCUUAUGUUUUUUUUUUGAUUUUUUAUCUUUGUGAUAUUGAGAUUUAUGAUUAUAGUGAGAGCUACUCUUCUUUUUUUCAUUGUAUCCAGUGUUGCUUUUACUUCCAGUCUUAUUUUGUUUUUCUCCUUUGUUAUUACUUACUUUUUUUUCAACUCCUUCCU